AUGAGGGGGCUGGCUCGAAGUUCUCAUCUGUUUGCUGUGAUUCUUCUUCUCUGUAUUCAUGUAUCUUCCCAAUCGGUGCCGGGUUAUUACAAAAGUUCUAUGUUCGCAGUUAGAAAAGCAGAUGAACUUUUACCUUACACGUCCCCAACUGCAGCACCUCAGCCUUUUCUUCCUCUUCUUGCACCAUCUCCAUUGACGCCAUUCACAAACAGCACAGUCCCCCGAUUAUCCGGACACUGCCCACUGAAUUUCACAGCCCUCUCGGGCAUGAUGACUGUCACGUCCACCAAUUGCAUGGCCGCAUUUGCCCCUCUCCUUGCCAAUGUGGUCUGCUGCCCCCAGCUGGAGGCUACCCUGGCCAUCCUCGUGGGCCAGUCGAGCAAGAAAACAGGCACCCUCGCCCUUAAUGGGUCCACCGCGGCCCACUGCCUCUCGGACUUCGAGCGGGCGCUCGCGGGCCAGGGAGCUAACGAGGACCUGUCUCGAAUAUGCUCCGUUCGGGCCUCGAAUCUAACCGAAGGCUCGUGCCCAGUCACUGAUGUGGCCGAGUUUGAAGGCACGGUGGACUCCUCGAGCCUCCUGGCUGCUUGCGGAAAGAUUGACAGCGUGAAUGAGUGCUGUGAGCAGGUCUGCCAGAAUGCGGUUCUGGAUGCUUCUAGAAAGCUGGCCCAGAAGGCCUAUACUUUGUUGAAAGUGGAUGGUGGGUCCCAUGCACUGGCUGACCUGUCGACUCGGGUUAGCGACUGUAAGAACAUCGUGCUCCGGUGGCUCGGGAGCAAGCUCGAGGUUAAUGGGGCGAAGGAGGUUCUUCGGGGGCUGUCUAAUUGCAGAAUUAAUAAAGUUUGUCCUCUGAAUUUUCCAAGCAUAAGGCAUGUCAUAGAAGGGUGUGAUCCUGGGAGAAACAACCAAUCAGCAUGUUGCAGUUCAGUCGAUAGCUAUGUUUCUCACCUGCAAAGGCAGAGCUUUGUCACGAACUUGCAGGCCUUGAAUUGUGCUGCAUCACUCGGAGUAAAACUGCGGAGAGCAAAUAUUACCGAAAAUGUCUACACUCAGUGUCGUAUUAGCCUCAAGGACUUCUCCCUCCAAGUUGGUACUCAGGAAUCGGGAUGCCUUCUUCCAAGCUUGCCAUCAGAUGUCGUGUUCGACAAAUCUGCAGGGGUGAGCUUCCUCUGUGAUUUGAACGAUAAUAUCCCAGCUCCUUGGCCUGCAACCACUCAGUUGCCAUCUUCAUCAUGCAACAAAUCCGUCAAGAUUCCUGCCCUUCCAGCAGCUGCUUCCGGGCAAAGCUGUUCUUACAAAAUUGACGUGAGAUAUUUACUGUGUUUGAUGGUCUGUGGAGCCCUCUUCUUCAUCACAAUAAUGUAG
This is a messenger RNA of Striga hermonthica, 1365 nucleotides long. NCBI's taxonomy places the organism in Eukaryota, Viridiplantae, Streptophyta, Magnoliopsida, Lamiales, Orobanchaceae. The record is from the annotation of a GenBank genome assembly.